AUGGCCCUACCCACAUUCUCCGGACUUAGGAAAGACUGGCCAGAGUUCAAGGCAGUCUGGAAGUCGAUGGCUGAGUCUGCAAGUUAUAAUAAAACUGCAUUAGCACACGAACUUAAGAACUCAGUUAAAGGAGAAGCCAAACACCGCAUCAAAUCUGUUUUUGUCACCAAGUCCGAAGCUUACGACAUCAUGUGGGAUAAGCUAGAGUGUCACUAUGGAGAUACUACUGCCAGUGUACAAGCUGCUUUGGAAGAUCUUCAAAGACUAAAACCUGUAAAAGAAGAAGAUUAUAAAGCUCUGUUUGAAUUAGUGGAUGAAGUUGAAUCUGCCUACAGUCAAUUGGAAGAGCUCAACCAGCUAAACACUUUAACCAUGCGAGAUGUAGACAACCUAACUGAUUUGUUACCUACCCAUCUUAAAGUCGACUGGAGACGAAAGUAUCGUGAUUUAUCGUCUGAGGAGAAGCUUCAACCAUUUACUCCGCUAAUGAAGUUCCUAGACAGAGAACGUUCAGUUGUGGCUCGUUUAGCAGAGAAUCAGCAUUCUACGGAAAGAGGAAAUGACAAUGCAAGAGGAUACAGCAAAACCUAUCAUGUUGAAAGAGGUGCAAAACACGGACAAAGAACCUACUACAAGUGUCCCUUCCCCACCCACAGAAAAGACACCAUAAAUCACACCACCGAACAGUGCAAAGAAUUCCAGAAGUUGUCCAUCAGCGGUAAAGAUGGCAGAUAUGAGUUGUUGAAGCAGGUAAACGCUUGUUUCAAAUGUUUUGGUAAUCAUAGGAAGCUUAACUGCCCCCCAAAACUCCCAUGUUCCUCAUGUGGAAGUGACCAACAUCAUUCCCUGCUGUGCAUCCCACCAAAGCUCCCAAAAGAUUCCGGGGAGAAAUCGAAAACUGGAGAUGAUGGGAACAAGGAAGUAGCAUCCUAUACCGUAGGAAGUGAUUCAAUGGCACUAUACCCUAUCCACCAAGCGACCAUUAGCGACAGUGGUAGAAAAGUGUCCGUCUUCUGUGAUGGAGGCUCUAACGCAAGUUAUAUCACUCAUCGUGCUGCGGAAAGAAUCAAAGCAAAGAAAGUUAAAAAAACUCUCUCUUGA
Paramuricea clavata is the source of this 1101-nucleotide messenger RNA. Lineage: Eukaryota; Metazoa; Cnidaria; Anthozoa; Malacalcyonacea; Plexauridae. The record is from the annotation of a GenBank genome assembly.